CCUCCAUCUCUCCAUUUUUCCUUUAUCCCGUUUGCUCAAAGAGCUGACUGAGAUUCUAUUGUCAAUACAUCUUUAUCCAUCUACACAUCUCCUUGUCGUCUGACUAAAAGAUCGAUCAGUACAGUCCAACGCCUUUUUUUUUUUGAACACCAGUGGACAAUCAAACCGCUAGCAACACUUUUUUUAUUUUUAUUUUUAUUUUUGCCUUGCUUCAGUGCCCCGCGAUUACCGAGCCUUCGAGAGUACACCAUGCCAUCAUCAUCCCUCCCAAAUAUCAUGACCGCAACGACUUUCACGAAUAGCCUGCCUUCACCUGCUUCCUCCAUUUCUGCCCUCGAUAUCGUCAUGUCACCCAUCCCAGAAGGCAAACUCACAGACAGCGCCCGUGCACAGCUCGAGAGCGAACUGGAACAGAUUCGAAAAACUUCUACCGAAUCUCAAGAGGCCUACAAUGCUGCUCAUGCUGCCAUCCCUACCUACCAGCAGCUGGUCCUCACCACCCAUGCCCAAGUAGCUGCAGCCAAGCAGGCCGUCCUUCAGGCCAAAGGCAUCUCCUCCUCCAAUUCAUCCUCAGCCUCCAGUUCGUCCUCGACCUCGAAUGCCUCCUCGCCUCCCUCGCCCUCGUCGCCCCUCAACAACGGCCUCGGUCAGGACGCAGAGCACGAACAGAGGGUGCAGAAGCUGGAGCAGGAACAUGUAGAACUCGGUCUAAAGCUCUCGCAAGUUCUUCGAGAUAAGGCUGAGGCAGAAGAGACCAAGAAGAGAUUGAACGACUAUAUGACACGCGCCAAGUCAAGGAUCAGGGAGAUUGAGCAGAAGCUUCGCGAAUGAGAAUGAGACGGAUCCAUCCUGGAAUCGUCUCCCAAGGCAACCAUUCUUCCAGUCUGGUCCAAGAACGAACACAACAAACAACA
This is a messenger RNA of Gamsiella multidivaricata, 914 nucleotides long. RefSeq lists its product as uncharacterized. The transcript has 2 exons. The record is from RefSeq and is a predicted model, not a curated record. The coding region runs from base 250 to 831 and encodes 193 amino acids. Lineage: Eukaryota; Fungi; Mortierellomycota; Mortierellomycetes; Mortierellales; Mortierellaceae.